AUGAAAGAUUCUAAGGCCCCAGGGCCUGAUGGUUUCGGGGCUAGAUUUUACAAAACAACCUGGGAGAUUAUUAAGGAGGACCUUAUCAAGGCUAUUAAAUGGUUUUUUGAGAACUCCUUUAUGCCCUAUUCUGUUAAUGCUACCUUUAUUUCUCUGAUCCCUAAAUUUGGAGAUGUUUCCUCCUUUGCGGGCUAUAGACCUAUUGUACUUUGCAAUCUGCUUUACAAGAUCAUUACUAAGAUCAUCUCUAAUAGACUCCAGAAGGUUAUCGGCGAGGUGAUCAGUUUCAAUCAAUCAGCUUUUAUCAAAGGAAGAUCUAUAGUUGAUAAUAUUCUUGUUUGCCAUGAUAUUGUGAGAGGAAUUGAGCAAAAAGCAGCCAACCCCACUGUGGUGUUGAAGGUUGAUCUCCAUAAAGCCUAUGACUCCUUGAGCAGGAACUUUCUAUUUGAAGUGAUGGAAAUAAUGGGCUUCAUAGGGAAAUUCCUUGGAUGGGUUAAGGCUUGUGUUACCACACCCAUGUUCUCCGUUCUCAUUAAUGGCAGCCCCACAGGUUACUUCAAGGGAGAUAGAGGUAUCAGGCAAGGUGACCCGCUCUCUCCUUAUUUGUUCACUAUUGCCAUGGAAGCUUUUUCAGGAAUUAUACGAAGGCUGGAAGUAGAUGGUCAAAUCAAAUUGCUGCCUAGAUGUAAAGCUCUACAUCUUUCUCACCUUAUAUUUGCGGAUGACCUAAUGAUCUUUGUGAAGGCCAAUCGCGAAUCUGUUUUGGCUAGUUUGGGGGGUCUUGACGAGUUUGCAGGUCUUUCAGGGCUGCAUCUCAAUAGAUCUAAGUCCUCUAUUAUUGUAGGGGGCCUAACCCAAACUAGUAGUAUGGAACUUUUGGAAUUAACGGGUUUCUCUGAGACCACUCUCCCUAUCAGAUCUACCAAACUUUGGCUCGACAAGUGGCACCCAGAGGGAGUCCUUUUUAAUAGGUUUGGUAGUAGGAUUUGCUAUGAUGCGGGAUCUUAUGCGCUUGCAGCCCAUCAUGCACUUGUCAAGGAAAUUGUUCGGGAUGGAGACUGGCUGCCUGGCCCUUCAACCUCUUUUGACCUUAUUGAUGGGUGGAGAGGCCUCCCCUCCAUUGAUAAGUUGCAUAGUGACAACCCGGAUUUGGUAGUCUGGACUGGCAAUCCGACAGGUAUCUUUUCAACCAAAUCGGCUUGGAAUGCCACCCGUGUGAAGGCCAACCCCGUGGAUUGGAGUGAAGCAGUUUGGUUUGAAGGCAGCAUUAAGUCCCACUCUUUUGUUUCUUGGAGGUGUCUGGUCGAUGCUCUCCCCACUAGGGAUAAUCUUCUUCACAGGGGGAUCCCGGUUCAACAUAGUUGUGAGUUUUGUUGGGCUGGUAUUGAGAGCAGAAACCAUCUUUUCUUUGCUUGCCCUUUUUACAUUGAUAUUUGGAGGAGGAUCUUUGGUAUGUGUUCUCUUCAUGGACAGGCUCCCAUGAACAUAUUUGAUGCUGCCAUUUGGGUUCGGUAUGCUGCAGGAAGAGCGGGGAGCUUAGGUGUGGUUUUAAAGCUUGCAUUUUGUGCCACUAUCAAGCAUAUUUGGUUUGAAAGAAAUUUCAGAAUUUUUCGCCAAAAGGUUAGAUCUAAGGAUCAGAUUGUGGAAGCUAUCAAGGGGGAUGUUAGGACUGCAGUCACAUCUGGUUCUUUGAGUGGGGAUCCUAGUCCUGCUAAUUCCCACAUUGCUUCGGCCUGGAACUUGCAAGUUCAUUGGACUAUUAGGAUGCCGAGACCAUGCUCGUGGGUCUUAUACCUCCUAACAAUUUGUGGUCCCUUCGCUGUGAUGGUUCGUUGUCCGAUGGUAGAGCUGCUUUUGGAGGAGUGA
Messenger RNA from Telopea speciosissima, 1866 nucleotides. RefSeq lists its product as uncharacterized. The transcript is spliced from 2 exons. The record is from RefSeq and is a predicted model, not a curated record. NCBI's taxonomy places the organism in Eukaryota, Viridiplantae, Streptophyta, Magnoliopsida, Proteales, Proteaceae. Bases 1 to 1866 code for a protein of 621 amino acids.